Fusarium coffeatum is the source of this 882-nucleotide messenger RNA. RefSeq lists its product as uncharacterized. NCBI's taxonomy places the organism in Eukaryota, Fungi, Ascomycota, Sordariomycetes, Hypocreales, Nectriaceae. Bases 1 to 882 code for a protein of 293 amino acids. Gene Ontology annotation, molecular function: actin filament binding. Gene Ontology annotation, cellular component: cytoskeleton. The transcript has a single exon. The record is from RefSeq and is a predicted model, not a curated record.
AUGGCUCCAACUGCAAUCCAACCCGAGACCACCAUGGCUAUCCAGCCAAAGACGUCCUCCCACGGCCAUGAACUCAAAGACAAAACCCCUCUGCAAGCUAUGUCCCACGGCUCAGUCGUCCUCCAAGGAAUCCCCAAACAUCCAGACUUUUCAUCUCACCGCAAAUGGCAACUCGAACAUCUAGCCGCCGCAUUCCGCCACUGGCAUCGUGAAGGCUACGUCGAAGGCAUGAGCGGACACAUUUCCGUCCGCGAUCCCGAAUUUCCCAAUGCCUUCUGGACGAAUCCUCUAGGCAGACAUUUCGGCUUGUUAAAAGUCAGCGAUAUGAUUCUUGUCAAUCUAGAUGGAGAAGUCAUUGGCGGGAAUAGAACACGACCACCGAACUCGGCGGGCUUCUUGAUCCAUGCUAGUAUUCACAAGGCUAGAGAGGAUGUACAUGCUAUUUGUCAUUCACACAGUAUCUACGGCAAAGCGUACUCUGUCUUUGGAAAAAGACUAGAGAUGCUUACUCAGGAUGCUUGUAAAUUCCGAGGAGACGCGCACAGCGUGUAUGACGCCUAUGGUGGUGUCGUGCUGGGCAGUGAAGAAGGAGAGCGCAUAGCCGCAGCAAUGGGACCCAAGGGUAAAGGCUGCAUUCUUAGGAACCAUGGCAUUCUGACAGUUGGUCAAACGGUGGAUGAAGCUGCUUGGCUGUAUACUUCUAUGGAGAAUAGCUGUCGGGUGCAAUUGCUUGCUGAUGCUGCGGGGGGCAAGAAGGUGCUUAUUGAGGAUGAGGAGGCUGAUUUUAAUUUUGAUGUUGAGAGUGAUCCUGAGAUUUGUUAUUGUGAGUUUCAGGUUUAUUAUGAGUUGGAGGAGGAGAUGAAUCCGGAUUUCAAGAACUAG